Molecule: messenger RNA, 1572 nt
Organism: Fonsecaea pedrosoi CBS 271.37
Lineage: Eukaryota; Fungi; Ascomycota; Eurotiomycetes; Chaetothyriales; Herpotrichiellaceae
Exons: 7
Coding region: 1-1572 (523 amino acids)
Source: RefSeq, a predicted model, not a curated record
AUGGCUGUAAUGACACGGAACAUGGCUCGAUCUGCCCCGGAUUCGAACGAGCGAAGACCGAUCCCGGUGACUUUGGUCUCUGGGUUUCUGGGGAGCGGCAAGACAACACUCUUGAAGAACAUCCUUACCUCUGACCAGCACUCUCUGCGGAUUGCCGUCAUUGUCAAUGACAUGGCCGCUCUGAACAUCGAUGCUGCGCUGAUAAAGCGCCAUGUGGUGUCUCAGACCCAGGAACGCCUGAUACAGAUGGAAAACGGCUGCAUCUGUUGCACACUUCGCGGCGACUUGCUGGAAGAGCUGGCCAAGUUGGCUCGUGACCGAGAGUGUGAAUACAUCCUCAUUGAGAGCACAGGCAUCAGCGAACCAAUGCAGGUGGCAGAGACCUUCACGGAAGAGUUUGCGCACGCCAUGAUCGAGGCGGCGAAUGACGGCUCGCUGCAGGGUCAGCAGGAUGACGAGAGGAUCUUGAAAGAGAUGGCGGAACUUGGUGGUCUGCAAAACAUUGCCAAACUCGACACCCUGGUCACCAUCGUCGACGCAUUCAAUUUCUUUCACAACUUUUCCACUACAGAAUUCAUCACCGACCGAUGGGGAAAGGAGGGCGUUGACCCGGAAGAUGAACGGACCAUUACGGAUUUGAUGGUCGAUCAGAUAGAGUUCGCCAAUACCAUCAUCCUCAACAAAAUCGACAGCGUGGACAAAGCGACAAGAUCUCGAAUCAGAGCUGUCAUCCACCAACUGAACCCUGCCGCGAAAGUCUUGGAAUCCAAUUUCUCCAAAGUCGACCCCCGACAAGUCAUCCGCACCGAGACGUUUUCAUUCGAAAAAGCUGCCACUAACAUGGGCUGGCUCCAGAGUCUCCACGACCUCAACGUACGAGAGAUCAAUGGGCAGCUCAAAGUCGCUCCCAAGCCGGAGACUGAAGAGUAUGGCAUCUCCAGCUUCGUCUACCGUGCACGACGACCCUUCAAUCCACGACGCCUGUAUAGAUUGAUACACGACAAGUUUGUCAUCAUGGAGGGUCAGAUCGUUGAUGAGGAAGCGGAUGAUGAAGACAACGACGGGGAUGAGCAGAGCGGAAGUGAAGAAGAUGAAAUGGAGACUGAAGACCAAGACGACUCUGACGAUUUUUCCAAAUCCAUUGACCCUAAGGUCGUCGUCGAGAACAAGAGAGCAAACCCCGUCUUUGCCGGUCUCCUACGGUCCAAAGGGUUCAUCUGGCUCGCCACACGGCCUUUCUUACACGGAGAAUGGAGCCAGGCUGGAACCAUGCUGACCUUGCAGGGCGGUGGUCCUUGGUUCUGCGCUCUUGACGAUGCCCAGUGGCCCACGGACCCGGACACACGACGCAGCAUUGAAGCCGACUUUGUCGAGCCCUGGGGCGAUCGACGACAAGAGAUCGUCUUUAUCGGCGAGAAACUUGACCCUGUCGGCCUAACGGCGGAAUUCGAUGGGUGUCUAUUGACAGACCCGGAGAUGCGCAAGUGGGGGAAGAUCAUGAAGUCUACCGAGGACAAGGAGAUUAUCCAUCGUAAAUUGGCAAAUGCCUUUGAAGGUGAGAAGAAGAUUUGA